Molecule: messenger RNA, 5295 nt
Organism: Vicugna pacos (alpaca)
Lineage: Eukaryota; Metazoa; Chordata; Mammalia; Artiodactyla; Camelidae
Source: RefSeq, a predicted model, not a curated record
AAAUAUUAUUUUUAUUGCAGAUAAAUGUGGCGAUACUAUAAAAAUUGAAAGCCCCGGCUACCUGACAUCUCCUGGUUAUCCUAAUUCUUACCACCCAAGUGAAAAGUGUGAAUGGCUGAUUCAGGCUCCGGACCCAUAUCAGAGAAUUAUGAUCAACUUCAACCCUCACUUUGAUCUGGAGGACAGGGACUGCAAGUAUGACUACGUGGAGGUCAUCGACGGAGAAAAUGAAAAUGGGCGUUUAUGGGGAAAGUUCUGUGGAAAGAUUGCCCCUUCGCCUGUCGUGUCUUCAGGGCCGUUUCUCUUCAUCAAAUUUGUCUCUGACUAUGAGACCCACGGUGCGGGAUUUUCCAUACGUUAUGAGAUUUUCAAGAGAGGUCCUGAAUGUUCCCAGAACUACACAGCGCCCAGUGGGGUGAUAAAGUCUCCUGGCUUCCCUGAAAAAUAUCCCAACAGCCUUGAAUGCACCUAUAUCAUCUUUGCACCCAAGAUGUCGGAGAUUAUCCUGGAAUUUGAAAGCUUUGACCUGGAGCCUGACUCGAACCCUCCCGGGGGGAUGAUCUGUCGCUACGACCGACUAGAAAUCUGGGAUGGGUUCCCCAAUGUGGGUCCCCACAUCGGGCAUUACUGUGGGCAGAAAACCCCAGGUCGCAUCCGCGCCUCCUCCGGCAUCCUGUCCAUGGUCUUCUACACGGACAGCGCCAUCGCCAAGGAGGGCUUCUCGGCAAACUACAGCGUCUUGCAGAGCAGCAUUUCGGAAGACUUCAAGUGUAUGGAAGCACUGGGCAUGGAGUCAGGAGAGAUCCACUCCGACCAGAUCACGGCCUCUUCCCAAUACAGCACCAACUGGUCUGCAGAGCGCUCCCGCCUCCACUACCCUGAGAAUGGGUGGACUCCUGGCGAGGACUCCUACCGAGAGUGGAUCCAGGUGGACCUGGGUCUUCUUCGGUUUGUCACCGCUGUCGGGACACAGGGAGCCAUUUCAAAGGAAACCAAGAAGAAGUACUACGUCAAGACUUACAGAAUUGAAAUCAGCUCCAACGGAGAAGACUGGGUCACCAUCAAGGAAGGGAAUAAACCCCUCAUCUUUCAGGGAAACACCAACCCCACCGACGUCGUGUUUGGAGUGUUCCCCAAACCACUGAUAACUCGAUUUGUCCGAAUCAAACCUAUGACCUGGGAAACUGGUAUAUCUCUGAGAUUUGAAGUCUACGGGUGCAAGAUAACAGACUAUCCUUGCUCUGGAAUGCUGGGGAUGGUGUCCGGACUUAUUUCCGACUCCCAGAUCACAGCAUCCAACCAAGGGGAAAGGAACUGGAUGCCUGAAAACAUCCGCCUGGUGACCAGUCGCUCGGGCUGGGCGCUGCCCCCGGCCCCUCACCCGUACGUGAACGAGUGGCUCCAGGUGGACCUGGGGGAGGAGAAGAUCGUGCGGGGCGUCAUCAUCCAGGGCGGUAAGCACCGAGAGAACAAGGUGUUCAUGCGGAAGUUCAAGAUCGGAUACAGCAACAACGGCUCAGACUGGAAGAUGCUGAUGGACGAGGGCCGGCACAAGCCCAAGUCAUUUGAGGGAAACAACAACUACGACACGCCCGAGCUGCGGACGUUCCCGCCACUCUCCACGCGGUUCGUCAGGAUCUACCCGGAGAGAGCCACCCACGGUGGGCUCGGGCUCAGGAUGGAGCUGCUGGGCUGCGAGCUGGAAGCGCCUACAGCUGGACCGACCACCCCCAAUGGGAACCUGGUGGACGAAUGUGAUGACGACCAGACCAGCUGCCACAGUGGAACAGGUGAUGACUUCCAGCUCACAGGUGGUACCACUGUGCUGACCACAGAAAAGCCAACCAUGAUAGACAGCACCCUACAGCCAGAGUUUCCAACGUACGGUUUUAACUGUGAGUUUGGCUGGGGCUCCCACAAGACGUUCUGUCACUGGGAGCACGACAACCACGUGCAGCUCAAAUGGAGCGUGUUGACCAGCAAGACGGGGCCGAUUCAGGAUCACACAGCAGGAGAUGGGAACUUCCUGUACUCCCAAGCCGACGAGAACCAGAAGGGCAAAGUGGCUCGCCUGGUGAGCCCAGUCGUGUAUUCCCAGAACUCCGCCCACUGCAUGACCUUCUGGUACCACAUGUCCGGCUCACACGUGGGCACGCUGCGGGUCAAACUGCGCUACCAGAAGCCGGAGGAGUACGACCAGUUGGUCUGGAUGGCCAUCGGGCACCAAGGGGACCACUGGAAAGAGGGGCGCGUCCUGCUGCACAAGUCUCUGAAACUUUACCAGGUGAUUUUUGAGGGUGAAAUCGGGAAAGGGAGCCUUGGCGGGAUCGCGGUGGAUGACAUAAGGAUUAACAACCACAUCCCUCAGGAGGACUGCACAAAACCGGAAGACCUGGAUAAAAAGAACCCAGAAAAUAAAAUGGACGAAACAGGGAGCACCCAGGGCUAUGAAGGCGUGGGAGAAGGUGAGGAGAAGAUCUCCAGGAAGCCAGGCAGCGUGUUGAAGACCCUGGACCCCAUCCUCAUCACCAUCAUCGCCAUGAGUGCCCUGGGUGUCCUCCUGGGCGCCGUGUGUGGGGUUGUGCUGUACUGCGCCUGCUGGCACAACGGGAUGUCGGAGAGAAACUUGUCCGCCCUGGAGAACUAUAACUUUGAACUCGUGGACGGCGUGAAGUUGAAAAAAGACAAACUGAAUUCACAGAGCACGUACUCGGAGGCGUAAGGGCAGAGGGAGGUGACAAGGUGCGUGGGGAGCGGAGGACGAGCUGGGGCAUGCGGGGCGGCUGGUCUCUCACUGCUCAGGCUGGGAAGCGCGUUGAUGACGCCAAGCCAGAUUUUCUCAGGAGCUGCAAUGCGUUUGGCUGACAGACAUGAACGACUUCGCCGUGUUCACAAUCGGAAUCAUGACCAGUCAGCCUCUUUCUGUGGGUUUCAUUUGAAUAAUCAAAUGCUGGUGUGGAGACCAAGGAUGAUGGACUUAAUCGUUCAUUUUUGACUCCCCCUCCCCCUUUUCCCUUCUCUCUCCUCUUCUGGAUUCUUCUCGGAAACUGUGCAAAAUCCAAGAUGCUGGCACCAAGUGUAUUCAGUGGGGCCCUUUGGAUGGACAUGCUACCCGUAGCCCAGUGCCCAGAGUGUAUCCGAAAAAGCGCAUUUCAGUGCAUCCUGAAAUUGUCCUUGUGUGGAAGUGCCCGCGUCGUGCGCAAGCCGAGGAGGAGUGCGAUGUCUUCUUUCCUAGUGCCGCAGCCUCAGCACGCAGUGUACAGCGUGUCAGCUCUGUCUACGAAGCAAUACCGUCGGGUUUCCUCCUCAUUCUCCAGUGUUGUCUGGAACCUCGUGCUGUGAACUCCGUGCAGAAAACUGUGCUGUCACCAAACACCGCUGGCAACUGGGUGUGAUGCCAACGACCCCCAAUGAAAAGCCCUUGGCACUGGCUAGUCUGCGUCCUCUCAAGUGCCUUUUCGUUUGUGCCGCUUCUCAUUGUGUUCCAUGAACCCGCCCUGUCUCCCACUGUUGAAAGCCCUCCCCUUUCAUCAAACCCUGGCGGCCCCCUGACUGAGAAGAAAGUAUAUUUUAGUGUCAGAUGCCAGCCUCCGGGAAGGCAAGGGCUCCGAAGAUUUGGCAACGUGGCUUACUUGUUCUGGCUUUUUCCGUAGUUCAAUUUCUUGUCUCUUGACCCUUUUGUAUAAAGCUGCAAUAUUCUCUCUUACUGUUCUUUCAUAUGGAAUGUAUUUUCAAAUGUAAUCUCACUCUCUCCCUCCCCUCUCUCUCUCUCUCUCUCUCUGUAUUUUUUCUCUCUUAGGAUUUAAGCAUUUGCCAUUAUCCAGAAAAGAAACUUGCAGCUUUAACCUGCUGGGAAUGGCAAACAAUUUUACUAGACUUUAUGUUUGAAAAUAAAUAAGGGAAAUGCCUAACUUUGCCCUCCAAAGUCUAACUUUGGUUUUCUCGUUAACUGGUUAAAGCAGCAGUAUCUUUUUUCCUUAAGCCAUCUGUCGGUCUAUUUCAAUCAAAAUGAUCUUUGAUAGGAAUGUCUGCAUUUAAUAGAAAGUGAUACACUGAAGGAAGAAAUAAUACUAAUUGGCUCUCAAGUGAGACCUAAAGGAAUAAAAUUCUCCCCAAAUCCAAAAAUAUGAGAUUUUUCCAUCCAAAUACACAAAAGUGACCCAUGAGAAUCUUCUUGUUUUGAUAUUGAGUCAGACAAGGGAAGUGGAAGAAAGAACAGUUAAUUUAAGAAUGCAACUAUAAAUCCUGGUGCCUGGGAAUGAAUUAUUUUAAGAUAAGAGAGGGGAAGAAAAUGAGUAAAGUCAAAAUGAUGUUUUUAAAAAUCCAUUCAACAGCAUCCCUGAAAAAAACAUUGACUUGAACGAGUGCGUCUAGAAACUUCCAACGGCUGACAAAGAAAAAGCCUGCCUUGGGGCUGGCAAGACCUCAGCCUCCAACGGCACCCACCGAGAAGUAAAUAUCUUAUCAGGCAGCAUUGAAUUCACCCAAAGAAGUGCUGGUCGUUUUCCAUGCAUUUGUGUCCUGCUGUGUUGUAUGUAAGAGCUCAGCUCUUCCUGCCUUCCUGCACAGCAAUAGGACUCAGUCAGAUAAGUUAGUGGGAGUCCCAUUUGCAUCAUGGAGGGAAAGUCCAUUCAUCCUGGUUUAAUUGGAUUGAGAAUGCCUUUUGUUUCCAGGAAAGUAUUGAUCGCUAUGAAAGAAUAGAGUCUCAUCCCAGAGGCAUCCAUUCAGCCGUUAUAAUCAUACCAAGACAAAAGUAAGACUUGAUUUUUUUUUUAAGGCCACAGACCUAAAGUUGUCCUCAGCCAAGGAAAAAUGAUACUGCAACUUUAAAUUUUAAAGUAUCUUGCACUGAUAAAUAUAUUUAAAAAUUAUAUGUUUAUAAAGUUAUUAAUUUGUAAAGGCAGUGUUACAAAAUGUUCAGUUUAUAUUGUUUUAGAUUGUUUCGUAAUUUUAAAAGGUGUAAAAUAACAUAUUUUUUCUUUAUUGAAAUCUAUAAAACUUUCUGUAGUAAAAUGUUUUCAUUUUACUGUUAUAUUAUUGCUUCAUGUUUUGUACCAUCAUAAAAUUUUGUGCAAAUUUUUUUUACAGAAAUUUUUAUUUUCUAUGACGAUACGACACUUGUAAAUUGUUGUUUCAAAAUGAACAGCGAAGCCUUAACUUUAAAUGACAUUUGUAUUCUCAGACACUGAGUUGCAUUAAAAAAAAAACACAUAGAACUGAACUGUAACUUAAAUUCCAAACUAUGACUACUACAUUCCAAAGAAACAGUUGAAUUAAACAUUUUCAUAAAAUAUC